AUGGCUCCCGUCAUCAAGCGGACAGGCUCAGAUAGUGCCGUUACCUCCAUCAUCAACAUUCUUAGAAGGUCGGAUUAUGAAGGAAGUGCGCAUGAUAUACUAACACAUUUAGUGUACUAUACUCCGAGGCUGCGAAACAAAAAAAGAUUAGAACAACUUACUAGGGAGAUCCUUGAGACGAGCUUCUGGCAGCAUAAACUGAAUGGUGACCUUUUUGCGUUACAGGAAGCUUUUGAGUCUAUUUUCGCUUGGAAACUUGAAAUAUCAGAGCCCGUCAUAGGCAUCAGUGAGUUUUACCUUGUGUGGGAAGCGGCAAUCAGAAACUGCCGACGCUGGACCGCUGCUAGAAUAGCUAUUCUUUGCGGUAUUUUGAGCACUAGAACAAGAUUUGAAGAUAUACAAGCUAAAUUCUUUGUUGACGAUAGCGGCGAUGUCAUCACCCUCUACAGGAGGUGGAAAUAUCAGUUGUUUAUCCCCAUCUGGCGAGAAUUGUUCAUGAAAAGUACAAGAGAUUCCAAAAGCACGGAGCUGUUGGCAAUCUUUCUUGCGCGCAUUUUUCAAGCAGAGGACGCUAAUCUAGUUUCUACUGACUUGUUCGCUCAUGUUAUCCUCAACGCAACCAUGACGUUUGCUAAUGAUCCGCAAUCGGGCUCUAGAGCAGUUCUAAACAACCUUAGCAAUCUUGCCAAAGCUAUGGAAGUCGUUCUGCCCAAAGUGGAUAUCAAUAUAGUUGCCUAUGCACUCGAUUCGAUCUGCUGUGUUUCUUUCGAGCAGUCUUCUAGUGCGCUGCAGGCACCACGAGCCAAUUACUCGUCUCCGACACACUCAAACCAACUGCUUACUUUCGUCCUGAUUUUGCGUGGGUGUAUAGCUCAUCCAGCAUUCCCCGAAGAGUGCUACCAUCAGGUCAUCAUUGCAUUUUAUUAUCUCAACUAUAUCAUCCAGGACUUCGGCAAAAUUGGCUUUGAAUCCUACCAGUAUGUGUAUGAUGUUAGCGCAACGGGAAUAAUGGCGAUUCCUUCCCGCUAUUACAGGUGCCUUGAGAUCAUGCGUGGUAACAUAUGGACUCUGUCGGCAAGCAAUUCUGUCAACAAUAGCAGAAUACUGUUCAUGCUUGAUUUCAUGGAAUCGACACUAGUACAAACCAAAAUUUCAGCAGAAUUUUUAGAGUCCUUUGUCUCUCCAGUUUUACGACGUUACGCGGCAUCCCCGGAUACUGUGAUAUGUGAGGCGGCACUGGCAGCCUAUCUUGCCCUCUACGCUAAUCACAAUUCUUCUAACCGUUUUUUACAAGAAUGGAAAUCAAACCACUGCUUGGAGUUGCUUGAUAUAUCCAUCAAACAGUUCUUGACAGGCAUCUUAUCUUCAAGCCACUUGAUUCGCAUAUAUGAGGCGAUUGCACAUGAGGUUCCAACACUGCUUAGGACAAACAAUGAUAUUUCUCGACAGAUUCUUCAUUUCACCUACCGUCAAGUUGUUAAUUCUGGAUCCAAGUCUCUCGAAGAAACUUCCACGCUAAUCCUCUGCUUGGUGAAGCAAUUGCCGCACGUCAACAAAAAAUACAUGGUGGACUGGCUAGAAAACUGCAUAGAGCUAGCCAAGUUGUGCCAUUCAAAAAAAGGAGAGAUAUUAGACGCUAUAUGGGCAGAAUUAACAUCCAGGACGCUACACGAUGAUCACGCGUUGCACUGGUUCCUGAGUCGACAGCCCAAGUUGUGA
Lachancea dasiensis is the source of this 1719-nucleotide messenger RNA. The record is from the annotation of a GenBank genome assembly. NCBI's taxonomy places the organism in Eukaryota, Fungi, Ascomycota, Saccharomycetes, Saccharomycetales, Saccharomycetaceae.